CACUGUACGGUGACUGAAGUCACACUGCAGCUGCUGACGUAAUCAUUGUGUAUAGUUUCCAUUUCAGUGGGGGCAUCUGGGUGUUCGGAAGGCCAGUGAGCCUUUCCGGGAACAAUCCUUCUUGAAAGGAGUUGCCUAGAGACCGAGUGAAGGGUAGCCAACAGGAUAGAAGCUUCUGGAGAAGACAAAUACCACAGGAGUUGAAAGGAUGUCUUCACGCGUCCUGCUCCGGCCCAGUGCUGGAUGCCCUUCUGCCUGCCCCAUCUCUGAGAAGGCCCCUGGAGCCAAAGAACCAGGCCCAUGACUGCCCUCUGGUGGACAGCAGUGGACAUGAAGGCUCACUGUGGUUGGUGCAAGUGCCAGGCACACUAUACAACCACUCUGCAUCAAUGAAGGACGAGGGUUGUAGAUGAUGCGAUUCCUGGAUCAGGAAGGGGAGGCCCAGAGGACCUCAGAGCAUGAAGCAAGUAGGCUCUCUGUGCCCCGGAGCGGUGGAGGUGUGAGGACUCUCCCAAGGCUACAGGGUAGGUGUGGAGGCUGAGCCCCACCCCAGGGCAAGUCCUGAAGCCACAUCAGCGCUGCAGUCACUCUUCCUCCUUCCUGGAGUGUCUGGCCCCAGCAAGUGUAGCAUGGAGCUGGCCCUUGCCGUCAUCCUAUAUACCCUCCUUCCUGGAGUCCUUCUGGGGAGCGAGGUCCUCACAACUGACUCUUACAGCCUGUCUACUCAGACGGGCAGAAGUUCCAUUGACCUGGACUCAGUGUGUGGACGUCCCAGGGCAUCAGGCCGCAUCGUGUCAGGACAGAAUGCCCAGCUGGGCCAGUGGCCUUGGCAGGGACCAGCAUCUGUCUGCCUACACAGUACUGCUGGGUACCAUCUCCUCCUACCCUGAGGACAAUGAGCCGAGGGAGCUGAGAGCUGUGGCCCAGUAUAUCAAGUACCCAAGCUAUUCAGCAGAGGAGCACAGUAGUGGAGACAUUGCCCUGUUGCAGCUGGCUUCACCCAUCUCCUUCAAUGACUACAUGCUUCCAGUCUGCCUCCCGAAACCUGGAGACCCCCUGGAUCCUGGCACCAUGUGUUGGGUCACUGGCUGGGGGAACAUUGCCACAAAUCAACCGCUCCCACCACCCUUCACCCUGCAGGAGUUGCAGGUGCCUCUUAUUGAUGCCAAGACCUGCAAUACCUACUACCAGGAGAACUCCGUUCCCAGCACGGAGCAGGUCAUUCUCGAAGAUAUGCUGUGUGCUGGUUUCGUGGAAGGCAAGAAGGAUGCUUGCAAUGGUGAUUCCGGAGGUCCCCUGGUCUGUGACGUUAACGAUGUCUGGAUCCAGGCAGGGGUGGUGAGUUGGGGAUCCGACUGUGCUCUGUCCAAUAGGCCGGGCGUUUACACCAAUGUCAGCGUCUACAUCUCAUGGAUUCAGAACACAAUGUGGAAUAUACCCACAGAAGGAAAAAAUUUCUCCCCAAGCCUUUCAAGCACCCCACUCUCGGGCCUGUUGCUCUUUCUCACGUCCCUCAGUAGCGCCUUCCUCCUCCUGGGGCCCUAACCUGCAGCCUCAUCACCUCAGCAUCUAUAUCCGGAACUUUUACCCUCCAUCUGCUUCCAGGCUAGCAUGGCUUCUCCUAGGGACCCCCUUCCUGUGUCCUUCUUGCACAGCUACCUGAAGACAAGCACCCCAUCCAUGCUCUGCCCUUUAGGGACCCCCUCCUCACCCCACAGAAGCCUCCUAACUCCCACAUCACUAAGACCCUUGGGACUGACAGCUAAGCUCUGGUCUCCUAGCCCCUGUGGACCCCAAGCUGCCUCUCACAUCCUGUUGGUUUCCAGGGGCAGAGGGCAAGAGUCUUCCUUGCCUCUCCCUCCCGGGUGGAGCACAGUCUGCAGCCACCUUUCAGGGUAUCCUUUGGUGGCUUCUGUGACUGGGCUGGUCUUUCUAUAGUGUACCUGUGUCUGAAACAAUAAAGACUGGAUCCAACAGCA
This is a messenger RNA of Rattus norvegicus (Norway rat), 1979 nucleotides long. The record is from RefSeq and is a predicted model, not a curated record. NCBI's taxonomy places the organism in Eukaryota, Metazoa, Chordata, Mammalia, Rodentia, Muridae.